Lycium ferocissimum is the source of this 1707-nucleotide messenger RNA. RefSeq lists its product as uncharacterized. The transcript has 3 exons. The coding region runs from base 1 to 1707 and encodes 568 amino acids. NCBI's taxonomy places the organism in Eukaryota, Viridiplantae, Streptophyta, Magnoliopsida, Solanales, Solanaceae. The record is from RefSeq and is a predicted model, not a curated record.
AUGAAACCUGCUCCAAUAAUUGCUCAACCAAAUGAAGGGGGGAAUGUCAAGGUUGCUGGACAUGUUCAGGCUACUAUGAAUGUAGGGACACAAGUUGUGAACCUUUCACCACCGCAAGCAACCUCUUCUAAACCACAAGAGAAAGAGGCUAGUUGGAAUGAAGUACCCAAGAAAUCUGCUGCAAAAGGAACUCAAAUACUGCAAAAACCACCAGUGAGAUCCCUAAAUGGUUUCAGUCCGUUAGCUGAUAAUAUUGGAAUAAAUCCUCACAUGGUGCAGAAUGCCCCAAGCAGUAGUGGCCAUGGUAGUCAGGUUAGAGAAAGUGAGGUCGGGAUUCAGCUACACGCUAUCAAUAAAUCUAGUGACAUGGAAUUAGAACAUAAAGUGCACCAAGCUUUGGCUGGAAAGUUGAUCAAGAAGAUUGUUUACGGAUGGCAAUGGCGCUCAAACUACAAUUCUGUUGGCAGGGGCAGAAUCUGGGUUCUAUGGGAUCCAUCUUAUAUAGUAUACACUGAAAUUGCUAGUACUGAACAAUUCAUACAUGGUUCUGUCUUGGUGAAAGAUAUGAAUAUUAGAUUCUUAUUUACAUCAGUGUAUGGGUUGCACACUAUUGAAGACAGGAAACCUUUAUGGUGUGAUCUAGGGAACUUGUCAACCACUAUACAGGGCCCUUGGUUGAUAAUCGGUGAUUUUAACACAAUCACUCGCACUCAAGACAGGAUUAAUGGUAGUGAGAUGAAAGAUCUGGAAGUUCGAGACUUCAGAAAGUUUAUUUUUUAUCAUGCUCUCUCAGAACUAUUAACUGAUAGAAGACUGUAUGCAUGGAGUAAUGGCACUAUAUGCAGCAAAAUAGAUAGAGCUCUCAUUAAUGCUGAAUGGAUGCUUCAUAGCCCAUUUCUUAAUGUUACUGCUAGACAGCCUCUAUUUUCAGAUCAUUCUCCAAUGUGUUUGGAAAUUGAGAGGCAUCCUGAGAAAGUAGCUAGGCACUUUAAAUUCUUUAAUUGCCUUGCACGCCAUGGUGAUUUUCUGAAGGUUGUGGCUACUGGAUGGAACACACAAGCAAGGGUAAACCUCAUGGAAAGGGUAUGGAGGAAAUUAAAAGCUACCAGCAAGAGGGAACUGAAACAACUUAAUACCAAGGAGUUCAAUGAUAUUGCAUCCAAAUUUCAACUUGCAAAAGAUCAGCUGCUAGCAAUUCAAGAACAAAUAAAAGAUGGUCAACAACAACAAUUACUUGAGCAGGAAAAGGAGUUAAGGAAACAGUUUGAGAAGUGGACUAAUAUUGAAGAGAGUGUUAUGCCACGAAAAUCCAGAAUUCAGUGGCUGAAACUUGGUGAUUCCAACACUGCAUACUUUCAUGCAAAUUUGAAAAGCAUGGAAACACUGAAUUAUAAGAUCAGAUUGUUAGUAAAUGCAGAUGGGGAGGGGGAUUAUGUACUUAACAGGACACAACAACUCAUGCUGAUUGAACCUAUCAUUGAUAAGGAAAUCUGGCAAGCUAUGAAAGAUAUAGAUGAUUUGAAAGCAAUUGGAAUAGAUGGAUUCAAUGCUGUAUUUUUCCAGAAAGCCUGGACUAUAGUUGGGGAGGAGAUAAGUGCAGCAAUUAUAGAGUUCUUUGACAUACAACAGUUGUACAACCCAAUGAAUUGUGCUAAUGUCAUACUUAUACCUAAAGCCAGAAAUCUCACUACUAUCAAGAAUUUAUAA